AUGGAUGAAGAUGGUGUGGCCACAGCUUCUGCCUCCCCUCAGUCACCUGUUUCGAAUAUCCCAGAGCAGCAUGAGACAACGGGACUAUCAGUUGCUGGGUUGGAGAAUUCCACAGAUGUAGAUAUGGACUGUAAUGUUGAGGAUGAUGACUCAAGACUUCAGAAUGAUAUAAAGGCACAGGUUGAGGCCGAACCAGGACAGCAUGUGUCACAGACUGCAGAGUUGUUGUCCAAUCCACAGCAAGCAACAACAAAUCCAAAUCCAGAGCCAGCAGCAGGAUCAACUGAACAACCUGCUACGCCAGCAAAUCCUCCCACGUCCGCUGGCCCAGAUUAUUAUAGCCUUUUCAACAAUCCACCAAACCUGGGAUGGAUCAGGCAGGUUCUGUUUGAGCUGAAGGAUUCGGUGGAAAUGAGCGUGGAUGAAUUCAACACCUACUGGCCGUUUAUAGACAAUGUUUGGGUGAAACAGAGGUCAAACUCCACCAAGGACGGCCUCACAACUACUGAUUAUUACAUGUGUCGUUUACGGAGGCCUACAUGCAGACCCACACAGCGGAGGCCGCUCCCUGAAGGGAAGAAGCCUAGGAAGAAGCAAGUUAGGGAAGGGAACCAGUGCAACGUGCAGAUGAAAGUGGUGAAGUUCGAGGGAGCUUAUUCUGCAGUUACGAUCUCACAGACGCGCAGGAGUAGUCGGACGCAUUCGCAUGAUCUGGAUCACAUCGAUAAGGUAAAGAGGAAUUCAGGGCUCAUGGAUUUCUGUAGGAAGGAAGCUGAGAAGGGUUAUCUGCCGUCGUCGAUAUUUGCGAAGUUUCGCGAGGAGCCUGAGAAGCUGCUGGCGGCUGGUGGGAAAUUUUUUACCGUUACUGACGUCCGCAACGUCUCUGCCAAAUGGCGCGUGUCACAUCCCGAUGUGAAAUUGAAAGAACAUCAGGGUUACCAUUUCCAGCAGGGUCAUGGUGUCGUGCGUACUCAUGGUCCGCUGCUAGGCCUCCCAAAUGGGAUCGGGACCGCUCAAUUCGAGUCUCAACCUGCUCGUCUCCAACUUCCUCGUUCCCAGCUGCCUCCUGAUGCUCUACCAUUCCCAACAUAUUCUCUGGACUUUCUACAGCCAUAUCUACCACGGCAUGAGAACGGUCGGCAAUUCCCAUUCGUCACUUUAACGUAUGCAUCUUCCAUGGAUGCGAGGGUGUCACUUCUCCCCGGCGUGCAAACGGCCUUGUCCGGUCCUGAAUCCAAAUUGAUGACACACUAUCUGCGCUCUCGACAUGAUGCCAUCUUAAUAGGAGUGGGGACUGCCAUGGCAGAUAACCCAGGCUUAAACUGUCGAUUAGAAGGUUCAGGAGGGUUUGGCGGGUUGGGCAAGAUGUGGCAACCUAGACCAAUUAUUGUAGAUCCGACCGGGAGAUGGUCGGCCGACCCUGAGUGCCGGCUAUUAAGGACCGCGAAAGAAGGGAAAGGCAAGGCACCAUGGAUCAUCGUUUCGCCGGGUGCGAACAUCCAGCCUGCUAAAGUCCUACGGCUCAAGACUCAUGGGGGUGAUUAUCUACGCAUUGUGGAAUAUAAUCAGAGCUGGCGGCUUAGGUGGGAAGCUAUUUUACGCGCUUUGGGUACUGAGGGCAUAAACAGCGUCAUGAUAGAAGGGGGAGCGACGGUGAUUAGUGAAUUGUUAAAUCCCGAAUAUGUGGAUUUUGUGGACUCUCUUAUUGUUACUGUUGCUCCUACAUUCCUGGGCCGGGGUGGGGUUGGAGUCAGUCCCGAUUCCAAGAAGGACGAAACAGGGAAAGCGAUCAAUGCACUUGAUCCCCGUGAUAUUAGGUGGCAGUCACUGGGUAAAGACGUUGUUUUGUGCGGAAAGAUACGCGGUCCUCCUCCAGCGCCCAUCCUUCCUGGGAUUGAGGCUGUUGCUCAGGAAAAUGUGCAGGGAAAUGCACAAGAAAAUGGUCACCAAAAUGCACAAGGAAAUUGA
This is a messenger RNA of Paracoccidioides lutzii Pb01, 1968 nucleotides long. Its product is annotated as 5-amino-6-(5-phosphoribosylamino)uracil reductase. The record is from RefSeq and is a predicted model, not a curated record. Gene Ontology annotation, molecular function: 5-amino-6-(5-phosphoribosylamino)uracil reductase activity. The transcript has a single exon. The coding region runs from base 1 to 1968 and encodes 655 amino acids. Gene Ontology annotation, biological process: riboflavin biosynthetic process.